CAAAAUAUAAAACACUCUUAGGUGUCAAGAAGCUAAAUAAUUUGAACACUAUAAGCAUCUUUCAAGUUGACUUCAAAUUUUCUCGAUUCACCUCCAAAAGAAAUUUUCCCAAAUAUCUGCAAUCGUAUAUAUCCCAUAAUACACUACGUUAGUACAAGAUGGCGGCUCUUCUGAGGAACUCAGCCAGGCUUUCUUCAGUGCUAGUAAGAGGGUGCUAUCAACCAUCAUCUGCGGUAAUGCGAAGUAUUCCAAUUACCACUACGUCCUUGGCUCAAAAGCAGGAAGACUUUUGGUCCAAAAAUACUCGUUUGAAUAGACCAAUGUCGCCUCAUUUAACAAUCUACAGUCCGCAGUUGACUUCUAUGUUGUCAAUAACUCACCGUGGAACAGGAGUUGCAAUGACAGCAGUGACCACUGGAUUUGCCCUGGCUGCUCUUGGACUGCCAGAAAACUUUGAGCAUUAUUUAAAUUUGGUGAAAGCGUUAGAAAUCCCUGCCUUUAUAAUCUUUAGUGGAAAAACUGCCUUGGCAUGGCCACUGUGCUAUCAUUCAUUUAAUGGAAUCAGACAUUUGGCAUGGGAUCUUGGUUUUGGCUUUGAUAUGAAUAUUCUCUACAAGACUGGUUGGUUUGUCUUCAUUGGCUCUAUGGGUGCUGCUGCUGCCCUGGCCUAUUUCUUGUGAAUUUAUUUUGAAUUUUGUGUUUUGAUCCAAUAGCAAGAAGCAGAUGAGUUAUAAGAUGCCUGUUAUUUACCUUGUUGAGCUUUACUCUGACUUACCAGUAUUGCAAAUAUGUAAAUCUGACGUUAACAUCUUUGAUGUUUAAUUUUAAAGCCAGCUGUUAAAAGGAUUGCAUUGCUGAAACACCCCUAUUUCAGACUGUACUGGAAGAUUCUUUCCUCUAAUUAAAGUGUUUGUAAACGGUUUUUCAUCGACAGCCAACAAUGUAACUUAAAGUUUAGAGAAAGUUCUUUUUCUGUGAUGUAAGGAAUUGAUAUGGAGUAAUUCAGCAGACUUGAUGCUGUUCUUGCAUGGGAAGAUAACACGAAAAAUGCAUUUUGUGAUUCCUAUGAUUUUAAGCUACAUUUGUAGAUAUGUGUUCUAUGAAGAACAGAAAAUAACAGCGAUUUUGAAUAAAAAGAGUGCAGGUAUCUAGAA
Messenger RNA from Stylophora pistillata, 1154 nucleotides. RefSeq names its product succinate dehydrogenase cytochrome b560 subunit, mitochondrial. Gene Ontology annotation, biological process: mitochondrial electron transport, succinate to ubiquinone; tricarboxylic acid cycle. NCBI's taxonomy places the organism in Eukaryota, Metazoa, Cnidaria, Anthozoa, Scleractinia, Pocilloporidae. The record is from RefSeq and is a predicted model, not a curated record. Gene Ontology annotation, cellular component: respiratory chain complex II (succinate dehydrogenase); membrane. Gene Ontology annotation, molecular function: electron transfer activity.